Messenger RNA from Pyrus x bretschneideri (Chinese white pear), 1296 nucleotides. RefSeq names its product TVP38/TMEM64 family membrane protein slr0305. The record is from RefSeq and is a predicted model, not a curated record. NCBI's taxonomy places the organism in Eukaryota, Viridiplantae, Streptophyta, Magnoliopsida, Rosales, Rosaceae. The coding region runs from base 90 to 1085 and encodes 331 amino acids. The transcript has 7 exons.
CCCUCAUAAAUCACAAUAAUUAUCCAUCUUACCAUACAUGGCAGUGCUCUGCCUCCCGCUCUUAUCCUACACGCUACCCACCACUUAAAAUGCGCACCCUCCUCAUUCUGAGGCCGCCACCACCGUCGUCGUCGCUCCUCUUCCCAUGCCUCUCCGCCCUCUCUCCUCCCUCCUCCGUCUUCCUCUUCAGCUCUCGACCCAACAGGCGCUCCCACUUCCUCACCCCGUGCUCUUCUCUCAAGCAGUCCAAGAAGAAGUCCCUCCAGAACACCCCCAAUGCUCCUCCGCAGAGCCAGCGCUGGUUCUUCAACACCCCCAAGAACGACGACGGCGCUGAAAUUGAAAAGACCGGUGAGGCUGACGAUGGCGCCUUUGACGGCGACACUGCGUUUAAAGGCACUGUUUUGGCCGGUGUUGUCCUGGUCGGUAUUGUUGGUGGGUUCGCCGGUGUUGGGUAUGUGUACAAGGAUCAAAUCAACGCCUUCUUGAAUCAGUUUUCCACUUUCAUUGAAGGUUAUGGUCCAGCUGGAUAUGCUUUGUUUGUUGCAGUUUAUGCCGGACUGGAAAUCCUUGCGAUUCCAGCAGUUCCAUUGACCAUGUCAGCUGGUCUUCUCUUUGGCACAGUUGUUGGUUCUAUUCUCGUCUCUAUAAGCGGCACGGUUGCUGCUAGUGUUGCCUUUUUGAUUGCUAGAUAUUUUGCUCGUGAGCGUAUUCUUAAAAUGGUUGAGGGAAACAAAAAGUUUCUUGCCAUUGAUAAGGCUAUUGGAGAAAAUGGAUUUAGAGUUGUCACUCUCCUUCGCUUGAGCCCUUUGCUUCCCUUUUCAUUGGGGAACUAUUUAUAUGGAUUGACAUCUGUAAAGUUUGUACCAUACGUGUUGGGAAGUUGGUUGGGGAUGCUUCCAGGAACAUGGGCUUACGUAAGUGCUGGUGCAUUUGGGCGAGCUAUAAUUCAAGAAGAAUCUGAUGUUGGUUUGCCUGGAGGAAAUGGUCAGCUCUUGACACUAGGGCUUGGACUGUUAGCCACAGCAUUGGCUGCUGCUUAUGUAACACGACUAGCAAAGGAUGCUGUAAAAGAUAUCGAUUAGGUGACGGGGUCUGUCUGCCCAUGAAGUCUGCACAAUGUAUUUGAAACUUCAAAAAAGAAAAAAAAAAAAAAAAAUGUAAAAAGUUGAUUGCUACUUCACUGCCUUGUAAUUAUCCAACUUUUGGCAAAUUGAAUAGGAAAUGUCUUGAUUUUACUCUUGAAUUGUAUCACUAAUUCCUGAUGAGAAAUGUGGUUCAGAUUUUUCUAUUCCA